Messenger RNA from Orbicella faveolata, 1676 nucleotides. Its product is annotated as GMP synthase [glutamine-hydrolyzing]-like. Gene Ontology annotation, biological process: GMP biosynthetic process. NCBI's taxonomy places the organism in Eukaryota, Metazoa, Cnidaria, Anthozoa, Scleractinia, Merulinidae. The record is from RefSeq and is a predicted model, not a curated record. Gene Ontology annotation, cellular component: cytosol. Gene Ontology annotation, molecular function: GMP synthase activity; GMP synthase (glutamine-hydrolyzing) activity; ATP binding.
CACAUGCUAACAGGAAAGAAAAAUUCUGUCACACUUGAAGAGAGGUCUUUUGCAAUCGCUGUUCGUGGCUUUUUUCAUGAACUUCAAAGAAAAACCAGGAAUUUGCUAACUUGAAUUUACAGUUUAAAUAUAACACUGCAUCUCUUUGUUCACUGUGUAGCCACAUUCGCUGUUCAGUCGAGUCAAACUCAGUACAACAGAAGACGACAGAGAAACUCUGCAACAGAUAACAUCAAAAUACAAAAUUGGCGCCACUCUCCUUCCAAUCAAGUCAGUGGGUGUCCAGGGAGACGGACGGACAUACAGUUAUGUUGUCGCUCUAUCAAGCAACGAUUCACCCGACUGGAAAUCGCUUAUGUUUCUCGCGAAACUGAUUCCCAAAGUGUGUCAUAACAUCAACAGAGUUUGCUACACGUUCGGUAAGAGAAUCAAGUUCCAGAUACAAGAUAUCACUCCCACGUUUUUGUCACAUGGAGUAAUAAGCACUUUGAGACAGGCAGAUCACGUGGCGUACUCUGUUAUUCACAAACACGGUGUAGUGGCCAAACUCAGCCAGAUGCCCAUUGUUUUAAUACCAAUCCACUUCGACCGAGAUCCUAUUGACCACAUUCCAUCGUGCCAGCGGUCAGUUGUGAUCAGAACGUUUAUCACCAGUGACUUCAUGACUGGAAUUCCUGCUACACCGGGAAAACAAAUACCUAUCGAGGUUUUGACUGAGAUGGUUGCAUCUUUAAAAGAGGUUCAAGGCAUCUCGCGAGUUUUGUACGAUUUGACUUCAAAGCCUCCAGGAACUACAGAGUGGGAAUGAUUGAAGACGGGUCACCCAAGCAGCAGUAACUGUUAAGCAGUUACCUGCGGUUUGACAUGCAAAGGAGGCGGAAGUGUUGACCCUUACGCCUCGUUUGCAUGGCUUUGUUAAAAACAAAACUUAAUCGCAGAGUAAGCUGUAGUAACAGAUAUUUAAAGAUAAGGGACGAGCUGGCAGAGCUGUGUAAUUUAUUUGACAUGACUGUUGGCUGUGGAACGUGUAAAAAAAAAACAGCCCAAAAAGUUUGUAAUUCCACACAAAUAUCACAGCUUUACUGCGCAUUAUGGACAUUUGCAGUCACAGACGUGCACAUAAUCAAUUGAGUGGUCUACCUUCUAGCCUGUGUGUCAGUCAUUGUUUAGCCAGUCAAUCACGAAAGAAAGAUUCGCACUGACGACGGCCUUGUAAAAUCGAUGCUAGAAAGUGUCUUUUGUGAAGAUUUCGAAAUCUAUAGAUCAAUUUUUUUUUGCUGCUAAUCCUGAAAGAACAGAAUUUCGUUCGUUGAAUCCCUGCAUAUCUGACAGGUUUUGCCACUAAUUCGUUCCCAGUCGUAGGUAAACAUCGAAAUUUUCCCUACAGUAUCAAUGCUUUCUCAAGCAGACAAGUAACGAGAAGAGAGAAAAUCAUCGAGUAGACAUUUUAACAUAACACCAAAUUUCCUCAACUGUUGUUUAACGACAUUUAUAGUGAUCUGGGACAAUGAAAUAAAUACAGUCGAACCUGUCCACAACGGCCACCUUGGAAACCGAGGGAAGUGGCCGUUGUAAAGAGGUGGCCGUUAUGGGGAGGCAGUACAACAUUGUUUCCAAAAUAAAAUACUUAUUUUAAGCACAUGAAUACGUAAACAAAACUGUACAUCAGCCAAACA